AUGCAGCUCCACGCAACGAUUCCUGCUCCGAACGGCGCGCAUGCCUGCCUGGCCCUCUACGAUGUGUGUCCACAUACCACUUACUCAACCGCCUCACGAUACCGACACCCGUACCUGCACUGCGAUCUACCCUCUCCACGCUCCACCUCAAACCCACACUCCAUCGAGUACAUCAACAAAGACGGCACCCGGAUCGUCGAAACAACACACUCCACACUCUCACCCGAUCCAGGCGCACAUCGCAUCCACGCCAUCCACCACAUCGACAGAAAGGCAAGAAAGGCCUACGACUCGACAUACGACGCUAUCUCAACCAUCCAGCACCCCAAAGAAAAAGCCAUGGCAGCCUCUCUCGCCAAACUAGUCCUAUCAAAACACUCACCCAUGAUGCACCACGUCCGCUCUCCCGCCUCGGAACCGCCACCACUGCGCUCGAUCCUCAAGUCCACGAGACCUCUUGAAACAAUGCCGACGAUCUACCUCCUUUCCUUCUCCACCGACCGGGCACCGACGACGAAACACUUCGCGAGACUCCUUAACGACCACUUGCCGUCUGGAGUCCCGUUGCGGUACACCAUCGACGCGAGACGCUUCCUCGUCCCGUCGCGACAGAUACAGGAUAACUACUCCGGGGUGGCGGAGAUUACUCAAGACGCUGUGCUACGGGACCGAGGGGCGAGGAGGGAGAUUGAGCACGCUGUGCACGAACUGAUGGGGUUCGUACAAGACUCGUCCUGCAUCGGGGGCGGAAGGGAGACGGCCAUUGCUGUGUGUUGCACGGCGGGGACGCAUCGCAGUGUUGCUAUUGCGGAGUGUGUUGCGAGGGGUGUGAGGCAAAGGGUCAGGAGGGCGGGGGAGGGGGUGCAGUGCAAGGUUGUGGUUAGGCAUGUGCAUCGUAUCAAGGGGAUAAAGGAUCCGUUCUAG
Messenger RNA from Didymella exigua CBS 183.55, 924 nucleotides. RefSeq lists its product as uncharacterized. Bases 1 to 924 code for a protein of 307 amino acids. The record is from RefSeq and is a predicted model, not a curated record. Lineage: Eukaryota; Fungi; Ascomycota; Dothideomycetes; Pleosporales; Didymellaceae. The transcript has a single exon.